This is a messenger RNA of Acanthosepion pharaonis, 597 nucleotides long. The record is from the annotation of a GenBank genome assembly. NCBI's taxonomy places the organism in Eukaryota, Metazoa, Mollusca, Cephalopoda, Sepiida, Sepiidae.
AUGCGUGUUCAUUAUCUACCAUUCAUCUAUCUAUCUAUCUAUCUAUCUAUCUAUCUAUCUAUCUAUCUAUCUAUCACAGUCUGUUCGUCUGUCUAUCUACCUUAUAUGUAUGCGUAUUCAUUAUCUAUCUAUCUAUCUAUCUAUCUAUCUAUCUAUCACAGUCUGAUGGUCUUACUCGGUCACGAGUUGACUUUCACUAUCUAUCUAUCUAUCUAUCUAUCUACCAGUUUCUCUCUCGAUCUAUCUAUCUAUCUAUCUAUCUAUCUCAGUAUGUUCAUUAUCUAUCUAUCUAUCCUUAACUUCUUCAUAUUUAUCUAUUUAUCUCAGUCUAUUCAUUAUCUAUGUUCAUUAUCUAUCUAUCUAUCUAUCUAUAUGUCUUAUGUUCAUUAUCUAUCUAUCUAUCUAUCUAUCUAUCUAUCUAUCCUUAACUUCUUCAUAUCUAUCUAUCUAUCUCAGUCUAUUCAUUAUCUAAGUAUGUUCAUUAUCUAUCUAUCUAUCUAUCUAUCUAUCUAUCUAUCUCCGUAUGCUCAUUAUCUAUCUAUCUAUCUAUCUAUCUAUCUAUCUAUCUCUGUAUAUUCAUUAUCUAUCAAUAUCUAG